Molecule: messenger RNA, 882 nt
Organism: Leptosia nina
Lineage: Eukaryota; Metazoa; Arthropoda; Insecta; Lepidoptera; Pieridae
Source: the annotation of a GenBank genome assembly
AUGGAGGAAGAAACAAAAAAGCCAAUUUGUCUUAUAAUUUUAGGUAUGGCAGGGGCUGGUAAAACAUCAUUUACAAGACGUUUAGCGGGAAAAGUUGUAAAUGGAUCAAGGCCCUAUCUUAUUAAUUUAGAUCCUGCUUGCCGAGAAGUCCCAUAUCCAGCAAACAUAGAUAUAAGAGAUACUGUAGACUAUAAAGAAGUAAUGAAGCAAUAUGGACUUGGACCAAAUGGAGGAAUAGUAACAGCAUUAAAUUUGUUCUCCACAAAAUUUGGACAAGUUGUUGAUUUAAUAGAAAAAGCUGGGAAAAAACAUAAGUACUGUGUUAUGGAUACACCAGGUCAAAUAGAAGUAUUUACAUGGUCUGCAUCGGGGACUAUUAUCACUGAGACAUUGGCAUCUUCCUGCCCCACUGUUGUUGUAUAUGUUAUGGAUACUGUAAGAAGUGUUUCCCCAGUUACAUUUAUGUCAAACAUGUUGUAUGCUUGCUCCAUACUGUAUAAGACGCGGCUUCCGUUUAUUGUUGUAAUGAAUAAGACCGAUGUCGUAAAUAACUCCUAUGCAGUUGAAUGGAUGCGAGAUUUUGAAGCAUUUCAGGAGGCGUUAGACUCCGAAGACUCUGGAGAAGGGAGUACAUAUGUUGGAAAUUUGACUCGCUCCAUGGCACUUGCCCUGGAUAACUUUUACACAGAUCUGAAGUGUUGUGGUGUGAGUGCUCACACAGGUGAUGGCAUAGAUGAAUUUUUCAAAUUAGUCGACGAAGCUGCAGAAGAAUAUGAAAGAGAUUAUAAAGCAGAUUGGUUAAAAAUGCGGAGAAUAGAGAGGAGAAACGAAAAGAAGAGAAAGCUAAACAAAACAUGGACACAACCAGUGAUACAGUACUAG